CAGGAUCAUGACCUGAGCCGAAGGCAGCCGCUUAACCAACUGAGCCACCCAGGCGCCCCUCGUGUCCUACUCUUUAAAUGGUGAAUCCUGGACGCUUCCGAUGAAUGGAUUUUAUAUCUAAAGCUUUUGCUCUCAUAAACACUACCUUCAUCACCACAGAGCCACUUAGAAACUAUUAACUCUUCCGAAUUUAAUUAAAGGAUUUGUUCAGGGAGAACUUGGCCGGAAGUCCUAGGGCGGGGAGUUAGGCACCCCGGGAGAGAGCGGCGGGCCGCAGCGAGUUGCGGGAUGGGGCCAAAGUUGGCGAACGCAGAGAUUCGCGUCCACCUGAGUCACUGCUCGCCCGGCAGCCAGGCCAGGGCAUCAGGGAACUAUGUGGAGCUGAAGAAGGCGAACCCCGGCCUGCCCAUCCUAAUCCGCGAGGGUUCUGAUGUGCAGCCCAAACUCUGGGCCCGCUACGCAUUUGGCCAAGAGAAGAAUGUCUCUUUGAACAGCUUUAGUGCUGAUUAGGUAACCAGAGCCGUGGAGAAUGUGCUAAGUGGCAAAGUCUGAAGCCUCUACUGAUUGUUAAGAGCACCAGCCCCACAGCUUGGGCUCUGUAGGACUGAGUACACUGUGAAAAAAAGUGUUCUUCUGUUCUUUAUAAAGUUUGUGCCGAAAAAAUGCCAAACAAACAACUAAAUAAAGGAUUUGUUCAAUAAAUUUCAAUGUCCUUGUCUGAUGGGGCUGAGGUCAGGUCUUUGCUGUCCUGGGCUGCUUUCUCCGGGGCACUCUUGCACGUAGGCUUCCUCGCAGACGCCUGACACUUUCUCCGGACCUGCGAGGCGGGAGUCCCACCUCCAGGUUCACGACCCUGAGUGCGCCUGGGACACUACGCUGCCUUUAGCCACGGUUCUGGGUCCAAAGAUAGGAGCCCGAGUCCCCGUAAGAGCACCCAGGCUUGACGCCCCUCCCCCGCAACCCCGCGGCCAGAAUCUCACGGGCCGGACUGGGGCCAGAGAGUGAGCCUUUGGCGAACCCCGCAUUGGGCUUUCCCGCGACUCCGGGGGACACAACCUAGGCCCGCAUCCGCCCUCGUCGACAUGGGUCCCAUCCAGUACCCCGCGUCGCAGGACGAGGGUCAGU
Molecule: messenger RNA, 1125 nt
Organism: Zalophus californianus (California sea lion)
Lineage: Eukaryota; Metazoa; Chordata; Mammalia; Carnivora; Otariidae
Product: NADH dehydrogenase [ubiquinone] 1 alpha subcomplex subunit 2-like
Exons: 1
Coding region: 289-510 (73 amino acids)
Source: RefSeq, a predicted model, not a curated record